GUGGCUAAGCUUUCACCUUGUUCUAUAAAAGGUAAAGUUCCUCAAAACCCCACAACUGAUUUUAAUAUAUUUAGCAAUAUCAACUCGUCAGCUGUCAGUUUGUUAUUUAAAUUCAAUCAACCCUAAUUGAAAAUAUUUGUUCUUAAUCUGAAAAGAAAUAGUCAUAUGGCAGUACCUAUUUAGUUGACAGUAAGCCUCACUGAAUUCAGUGGGAAUCAGUUCUGAGUAGAUGUAGGAUUGCACUGUUAUUAGUGCAUUUAAAAAUAUAUUAUUUGUAUAUGGAUUAUUAUUAUUUUUAUAAAGCAAACAAGUUGAUGUAUACCAUAAGUACAAUUAGUGAUCUGUGAAAUCUUACUUGACAAUUUUAUUUGCAAACAACUUGGUGGGGACUAUUUAUCAGCAGGAGGUGGGGGUUCAUUUUUAGAGGUAACCUUUGGGGAACUGCACACCGGAUGGUGCCAAAGCCAAAUACACACAUGGAGUGGCUGAGUUGGGGUUUCUUCAUUUGCUUUCCCUCCACCUCCUCCUAAUGGCUGGAGUCCUCGCCAUUUCAUUUCACUUCGGAGUGAGCCAAGGAAAAAGAGCAGGGAUGAGGCGGAGGAGGUUGGUGGAGUGAAGUGACCACGUAUGAAUUAUGGGAUGGAACAUUGCGAUUGGUCAGACAGAUUAGACUCUUUGAGUACAGGUAAAGGUUCCCCAUCUUUGAUACUUAGUGCUCAGUGGAUUUUAGGGAGCCCCCUUCCGUGCAAGCUUCCCAUUACAGACCUCUCCCUAUUUGCCAAGCGUCUUCCUACAUUUACUGGGUCGGAAAUUCGCAUACACCAAAGAGAAAAUGCGCAGGGAAGCCCAAUUUCAUAGAACGAUAAAGGGAAAAUGAUAGUAAAGGAGAGUAGGGGAUGGAAACGCAUUGAAACGUCAUUUAAAAGCCUCGUGCGCAACCGCGGGACUGGCGGCUUCCUGCCAAUCACGUGCCGCUGAUGUGACGUCAGGGGGCGGGGAAGAGCAACCCGUCGUUUUUCUUGACCGACGAUGCAGCGGCGGUGGCUCCUCUCUUGCCUCUCAGCCACUUCCUUGGUGGCGGCGCUAGUGCUGCUGUGCGAGGCUCCGCCGGGGGCCCUGUCCUCUGUCAUACCCACAAAAGAUUGUGGAACAAGGCCUAUUGUGGAUGAGAUACAAGCAGGGUCUCGGAUUGUAGGUGGACAUGAUGCUCAACUUGGAGCAUGGCCUUGGCAAGUCAGUCUUCAAGUUUUCCACUUUGGCAUAGGAUAUCAGCAUAUGUGUGGUGGAUCUUUAAUUAACCACAACUCAGUCCUGACAGCAGCACACUGCAUUAAAGAGUGGACGUUCCCCGAGUUUUGGAGGGCUGUGAUGGGACUGCAUCAUCUUUAUAUGUACCAGUCUUAUACUGUGAAGAGCCGAGUCAGGGCUAUCAUUAUGCACUCCGAUUUCCAGAAGAAAACCUUUGAAAAUGAUCUUGCCUUGUUUAAAUUAAUGGACUCUAUCAAAUUCAAUGAUUAUAUUCAGCCCAUCUGCUUACCUGAGGGUCCGCUUCUUAUGACCAAUGAGACUCCAUGUUAUAUAAGUGGUUGGGGGAAAACGCUGCAGAGAGGUGGAAAAAGACGUAUAUUACAAGAAGCCCAAGUAGACAUUAUUCCAAUGCAGGUCUGCAAUAGGGAUGACUGGUAUGGAGGGUCACUCAAAAAAGAAGACAUGCUUUGUGCUGGCUCUGAAAGUGGAGGUAUUGACACUUGUCAGGGAGACAGUGGUGGACCACUUAUGUGCUAUUUCCCAGAUGCCACCAAAUAUUACCUGAUAGGAGUCACGAGCUUUGGCCUUGGCUGUGGCCGACCAACAUUUCCAGGAGUCUAUAUACGUACAGCUCGUUUCAGGAGCUGGAUACAAUCACAAGCUAUUUUAUUUGACAAAACCAUUACACUGACCAUGCCAUGUAUUCUCAUCUUUUUAACUGUGGGAUGGGUAAUCAUCCACAGUGCUCUAUAAAGAAGCAAAUUAUCUUAUU
Molecule: messenger RNA, 2020 nt
Organism: Zootoca vivipara (common lizard)
Lineage: Eukaryota; Metazoa; Chordata; Lepidosauria; Squamata; Lacertidae
Product: transmembrane protease serine 12-like
Biological process (GO): proteolysis
Molecular function (GO): serine-type endopeptidase activity
Source: RefSeq, a predicted model, not a curated record